AUGGGAUUAUCAGAGUCAAAGAAAGAGAUUAAAGGAAAUAUAACACUCUAAUUAGAAAAAAAGAAUUAUUUUUGUGGUGAAUUAAUAACUGGAAGUGUUGAUUAUUCUGUAGAGGAUUCUGAAAUAAAAGCUUUUCUUUAACUUAUAUGUGUGGUAGAGAGAUAUGUCAGAAAGGAAAGGUUAUAUAGAGAUGAGUCAAUUGAAUAGACUCUAAUGUUGAGUUCACCAAAUGAAAAAGGAAAUUUAAGAAAACCCUUUUCAAUUAUAACUCCAUAAUUGUAGAGUAUGGAAUUUAAUA
This is a messenger RNA of Paramecium sonneborni, 298 nucleotides long. Lineage: Eukaryota; Ciliophora; Oligohymenophorea; Peniculida; Parameciidae. The record is from the annotation of a GenBank genome assembly.